CUGACCUAGUGGGACUUUUAUUUUGAAACCGGAAGCGCUGUGUUUAUCUUCCUGGAGUGAUACUUGUAGACACACGUGGAUAAUAAGAGCUCAGCAAAACAGGACAUUAAUAACAACUUGAUCUUCAGAACCACAGAAACCGAGAUGAAGGGGAAAGAGAAGCAGCUGCGGGAGCUUGCAGUCUCAAAGAAGAAGAAUACGGCGGCGAGCAGCAGCGAUGAUGAAGACUCUGACGUAGAGAGGAACUUUGCCCUGCUCACUGAGAGAGGAGGAGUUGAGGGGGGAGAGCCGUACCAUGGAGGAGAGGAAGAGGACAGUGAUGAUGACGAAGAAGGGUCUGAUGGUGGUACUGAAGAAGAAGGAGGCGAGGAGGGAUCAGAUGUUGGUGAGGAAGUGUCUGAUGGUGGCGAGGUUGAGGGGGAGGUUGAGGGUGAUGAAGAGGAGGACGGAGACAGUGAAGCCUCUGAGGAUGAGGCUGAUGAAGAGCCAGAGGAGGCUGGUGGUAGCGGUGAGAUCAACACAAGAGACGACAUUAAGAAAGAACUCUCCAACAUGUCUUUUGAAGACAUCAUGAAGCUGCAGAACAAAGUGGGAACCAAAGUUUACAACGAGGUUGCAUACGGAAGCAACAAGAGUCAAGUGACCGGCAAAAAGAAACGACUGAACAAGAACAGGCCGAUGGAGAUUUCAGCCAAGAAACCAGCUCCGUUCCUCCGUAAGGUCAUCUCCGUCAGGAAACCAACGUCGAGAGAUCCUCGAUUUGACGACCUGUCUGGAGAAUACAAACCUGAGAUUUUUGAGAAGACGUAUAAAUUCAUUAACGACAUCAAACACAAUGAGAAAGAGAUCAUCGAGAAGAAGCUGAAGAAGACGAAGAAUAACGACACAAAGGAGAAACUGCAGUUCCUUCUGAAGAGGAUGGAGAACCAGGAGCGAGCGAGGAAGAACAGAGAGCAGCAGAGAGAGAGAGAGCUGCAGUUCAAGAGGCAGCAGAGAGAGCGAGCCAAUCAGGGCGCAAAACCAUUCUUCAUCAAGAACUCUGAGAAAAAGAAGCUGCAGCUUGCUGAAAAAUACCAGGAGCUGAAGAAGAGCGGCAAACUGGACAACUUCUUGAGCAAGAAGAGGAAGAGGAACGCUGGGAAGGACCGCAGGAAGCUGCCCAAACAGCUGCAGGACAACAACAUUUAGUGAUGCACAAACACCUGAAGAAGAAACCUGCUGAGAGACCGGUUGGAAAUAAAAAAGACUGUAAUGAGCCGUCUCAGCCUGCUGGUGGAGCUGUGGUUCAUGGUGUUGGAUGAAAGACGGACUUCCUCGCUGGUGACACAUUUAUUUCACUGUCAAAGCUACGUUAUCCUCCAUUGGAAAAUAUCUUUGGUGCAUUCAAUGAUGCUCGGACACGCGUAACAGUAAAGUGUGGAAUCUGGGUUGUUUCUGCAAACAAAAACUGAAAUCUCAGUCGUAGGAGAGUCGUUUAAAAUAAUUAAACAUCCACCGAGAUGUAGCUUUUAUCAGAAGAAAUUCACUGAACUAACUGUUGCCUAGAAGAAAGAAUCUGAUGGUUGUUUCCCUGCAGAUAGAUAUCUGUUUGUGCUGUGAGCAAGUAGAUAUUAUAUCAAUUUGUCUGUUUGAUUUCCUAGUCUUUCAACGAAUUUCCAAGUUAGAAUAUCAGUUGAGUGCCCAGUCGUCACAGCUGUCCAGAUGUCAUGUGAUCACUGGAAACAUCUGCUUCACCUCAGAAGCUCUAAUUUUAUGUUUUUUUUAAAUAAAAGUGUAUGUGUAUGUUGUG
This is a messenger RNA of Sebastes umbrosus (honeycomb rockfish), 1789 nucleotides long. RefSeq names its product ribosomal RNA processing 36 (gene rrp36). Gene Ontology annotation, biological process: maturation of SSU-rRNA from tricistronic rRNA transcript (SSU-rRNA, 5.8S rRNA, LSU-rRNA). Gene Ontology annotation, cellular component: 90S preribosome; nucleolus. Lineage: Eukaryota; Metazoa; Chordata; Actinopteri; Perciformes; Sebastidae. The transcript is spliced from 8 exons. The record is from RefSeq and is a predicted model, not a curated record. The coding region runs from base 145 to 1188 and encodes 347 amino acids.